Notolabrus celidotus (New Zealand spotty) is the source of this 1443-nucleotide messenger RNA. RefSeq lists its product as uncharacterized. The coding region runs from base 336 to 914 and encodes 192 amino acids. NCBI's taxonomy places the organism in Eukaryota, Metazoa, Chordata, Actinopteri, Labriformes, Labridae. The transcript is spliced from 2 exons. The record is from RefSeq and is a predicted model, not a curated record.
ACAGUAAGGGCCGUAUCUUUUUGAAGGACACAGUUUCUCUUUCUGAGUUGUUGGAAAGUUGAAUGUUGGUCGUUUUAAAACACGGACUGAAUCGUUCAGCAGUAAAACCCUGAGUUAAAGUUGAACUGAGGACAUCUGCAGGAAACAGCUGUUGAAGUGUCGUAAACAUGCCCCACCCCGCCGGGUUACCUCGUGAGAAGUACCUGCUGAGCACCGGCAUCGUGCGCGUGCUCGAUGAACGCUAUGGUAAAAUAAAGUAGCCUCCAAAAUACUUGUUCCUUUCUUCUCCUUUAUAGAAAUCAUUGGAGCUCCCAAGGCCAGGACCAGUUCUUCAAAUGCUUGUUACAAACUUGAGGAACCGGCCUCUGUGCAGCUCAGACACUGAGGUCUUGAGUCACUCCAUGUUGAGCCUUUACCACGACCUGGUCACCGGUUCAAAGGACUUCCCUAUGAUUCAGGCCGAAGUGUUCCUUCGUGUUAACUUGUUGACCACACCCUUUGGCGAGCUGGACGUGAGAGAGAACACCAGACCAAUGGAUGGACCAGAUGGUGUGAUGGUGCCUCCUGCAGGCUCCGGCUCUCCUCCUCCGAACAUGCAGACUCCAGUUCUUCCUGAGAGGACAGACCUUGGGACCCUGAUGGCCGACCGUGAUAACUGCGUCACUUUCACGAAGAUUGAUGACCGAACUAUCAGCAGAGUCAUCUCCACUGUGUUCGACGCUGAUGGCACUGAGCUGACCAACCGCUGGAGAGUAACCACCUACAGCCAGGAUGGACACCUUCUCAUGUCAGUCCUCUGUGGGUUUGUCAGAAAGUCUGCAAGGUAUGCGUACACUCCACAGACACGGAAGAAGAGGAAGAGGGAUUCAGAGGAAGAGAGCCAGUCUCCACCAAAGAAACACUUGAGACUGUGAUGAAGUGCUGAAGCUCUGAUCUAUCCAAUGUUGAUUCAGCAUCUGGCAGGUCCACCAUCAAGAUUACUGUGAAGACUGGGGGCUGGUCUUUGCGUCUGGCAGGACCAGCACCAAUCCAGUGGUCUUCUACUUUGGCACAUGUACCCACAAGAAGAACAUGUCUGACUGUGGGUUACAUAUUGUACAUAUGUAUAUAGUUUAUUCCAUCAUGGUGGAUGUACUCAGGUCAGUGUUUUUGGUGCGUCUUGCACCUUUCUUUCUUUCUUGGAGCUGGCCUGUGUGUCCAACAUGGUGGCAACUUUGAGGGAGGUUUUGAGGACUGUGACUCUUUUUUAAGAAAUUGGACUCAUCACAAAAUUCAGACUAAAGUUAAGGACAGAAAUAAAAGGAUAUAUGCAGCAACUAUUUAAAAAAAAUUACAAAACAAGACAGCCAAGAGGACUGUAGAUCCAGCAAAGAAAAUACAAGAGGAUGAAACAAAGAGGUCUAAAGAAGAAGCAGGAAAACACAGGAACAAGAGCUUUUGGUG